CUUACAAUCCCGGAACAGGCGUUAAUCCAGGGAAGGCAGUGGCAAGAUGGCGUCCCUGGAUCGGGUGAAGGUACUGGUGUUGGGAGACUCAGGUGUUGGGAAAUCUUCAUUAGUCCAUCUUCUAUGCCAAAAUCAAGUACUGGGAAAUCCAUCAUGGACUGUGGGCUGCUCAGUGGAUGUCAGAGUUCAUGAUUACAAAGAAGGAACCCCAGAAGAGAAGACCUACUACAUAGAAUUAUGGGAUGUUGGAGGCUCUGUGGGCAGUGCCAGCAGCGUGAAAAGCACAAGAGCAGUAUUCUACAACUCUGUGAAUGGUAUUAUUUUCGUACACGACUUAACAAAUAAGAAGUCCUCCCAAAACUUGCGUCGUUGGUCAUUGGAAGCUCUCAACAGGGAUUUGGUGCCCACUGGCGUCUUGGUAACAAAUGGGGAUUAUGAUCGAGAACAGUUUGCUGAUAACCAAAUACCACUGUUGGUAAUAGGGACUAAACUGGACCAGAUUCAUGAAACAAAGCGCCAUGAAGUUUUAACUAGGACUGCUUUCCUGGCUGAGGAUUUCAAUCCAGAAGAAAUUAAUUUGGACUGCACAAAUCCACGGUACUUAGCUGCAGGUUCUUCCAAUGCUGUCAAACUCAGUAGGUUUUUUGAUAAGGUCAUAGAGAAGAGAUACUUUUUAAGAGAAGGUAAUCAGAUUCCAGGCUUUCCUGAUCGGAAAAGAUUUGGGGCAGGAACAUUAAAGAGCCUUCAUUAUGACUGAGUUACACUCAUCCUUUGGAAGAGAGAGCAAGCAGUGGCAAUUUUUCACAGCUUUCCUCUUGCUGUGUUCAGUUAUUACCGUCACAGCCUUUUGACGAAAUCAUCUUAAAUGCUACCCUUCAGCCUCACCCUUUAAUGGAAAAAUGAAAGGAAGUGACAACACAGGAGGUCCAAACUUUGUCCCUGUUCUCUGUGUUCCUUACCUUUCUGUCCCUGUGUAUAGAUUAUGUAAAAGCCUUGUGGAAAUAUGAGAUGAUGUCAAAAUGAUGCAGUAAAUGAGCAAUGACAGUGUACUGCAGAGAAAAUUUACUCUUGCCUACAACGGGAGGGUUUUUACGGGUCUGUAAUUUUUCCCCACACAUUGCUGAAAGCUUAAUUAAGUACUUCAAAAAUGGAUCUCCAUUGUUUUACCUUCUUGAGGGAAAAGGUCUUGUUAACCAGCCCUGAGUUGUCCACCCCAAACAAUCUUUGUCAUUUUCAAAGAUGCAAGAUCGUGUUAUUUAAUUGUCUCCACCCUCUCACACACAGGAGUGCCUAAUAAUAGCAAUCCUUGUCUCCCUCUUCUCUCCUUUGCAAAUGGCUCAGUGACUGGAAGAGGCGGACUGAUAGCCAGAGUUAAAUAUAAAUACAAAUUAAUAAUACAUAGAGAACAGCAAUACCAGAAAAAAAGAAUUCUGGUAAAAUGAUGUGAAAAAUUGGCAACUCCCUCACUCUUAAGGUUGUUGCUGUAUGCAGUCUAGGCUUUCUGUUUGGAAAUAGGUAGGGCAAAAUCUAAUACCUGCACAAGGGCAAUGAGGGACAUGUACAGCCUCCUCUCCAUUUUUUUUUUUAAGGAAAAGUCAACUCCUGAAAUGUCCCUUAGCUAUAGUCAGAAAACUGAGAAUAUUAUUCUUGUGUCAACAAUGUAUUUAUGGAGAGAAGUAAAAAUAGGUUCCACAGCAACACAUUUACAUGAAUUAUGAACUAGGAUUCUUGGAUUUCAUAAUCACUCCAAAGCUUUUUGGGGGUGGGGUGUGUGUGUGUGUGUGUGUGUGAGUGUGUGUGUGUGUGUGUGUCCAUAAUUGUUCAUCAUUUUGUUAACCUAUCUUUUUGCUUGCUUAAUCUUCUCUGUCCCAGUUCUUCCUUAGUAUGUGAAUUUGAUUUCUAAAAACAAUUUAUUCAACACUUUAUCACCCAUAUUCUCUCUCUGGCUCUGCUGCAGGUCUCUGCACUCCUGAUUUUGCUCCAUACUUUUAAAUAAUAAUAAUAAAUAUACAGUUUUCAUUUCUCAUUUAAAACUUAGGUGGAAAACACCAAAUUCACUUUCUAUUCCAUUUUAAUUAGGUUUCAGAAGUACGUUGGAAAUCAAGGUAUGCUGCAAGAGGAUAUUAAAAUAAGAAUGCUAGAGAGUCCUUUUAGAAAGGCAGUCUUGGGAAUUUGGAAAAGGAUUUUUAAAGCAGCUUUCAUCAGCUUGACUGUUCUUCAGACUUUCUUCACUUCCUCUUUGAAAGGACAUAGCCCUGGUUUCUUUUUGACACAAAGGAAAGCUAUGCAAAUCAUGAUCUAUAUGUAGAAUUGGUCACAAGUGUGUUGUGGCAUAGGCUAUAGAGUUGGAAAGUGGAAACCAAAUGCUACACAGAGACCUAACCCAACUAAAGCUCUUUGUAUUUCUCCUUUAAGAAAUAAAUCAAAUGCCUUCCUUCCCUCUGCUUUCUUCCUCUUUCUUUUAAUUUAAAAAAAAAUUCAUCCUGAUUUUUUUAUUUUCUAUCUUAUUUAAAAAAUAAAAAUAGGCCAGGUGCAGUGGCUCACACCUGUAAUCCCAACACUUUGGGAGGCCGAGGCGGGUGGAUCACUUGAGAUCAAGAGUUUGAGACCAGCCUGGCCAACAUGGCAAAACACUGUCUCUACUAAAAAUACAAAAAUUAGCCAGGCCUAGUGGCACACACCUGUAAUCCCAGCUACUCGGGAGGCUGAGGCAGGAGAAUCACUUGAAGCCAGGAGGUGGAGGUUGCAGUGAGUCAAGAUCAUGCCACUGCACUCCGGUCUGGGUGACACAGUGAGACUCCAUCUUAAAUAAAUAAAUAAAUAAAGUAAACCAUUGCUGAUGACUCCAGGGUCAAUCUGGAAAAAUUAACAGUAUUCCUCAACUCCAUUUCUUUCUGCAGCCAAGCUUGAGUCCUUGAAUUAUAGUUUUCUAAGAAAAAAUAGUUUUUAAUAAUCUAAGGUAAAUUUGUUUCAAUUAUUAGCAGCAGCAUAAUAAGGCUUUUGCACAAAUGACUGUUAUUAGCUAGAGUUCUUCAAAAAAGCAUGAAGCAUAAUUUUUGCUAGGACUUCUUGAGAACUAUUGGUAAAAAAUGCUUUUAGAUAAUAAACGAGUAUAAAUGUCAAAAUAUUUUUUAAAAAGUAUAAUUGGACGGGUGCUGGCUCACGCCUAUAAUCCCAGCACUCUAGGAGACUGAGGCCGAAGGAUCACUUGAGCCAAGGAGUUUGAGGCUGCAGUGAUUCAUGACUGCACCACUGCUUUCCAGCAGCCUGAUGAUAGAGUAGGACUCCAUCUCUUUACAUAUGUAUAUCUUACUCUCUUGAUGGGACAAGUUGGUAGCAAUAAAGAUUUUUUUUUUUUUUUCUGUUGUGUUUUCAGUGUCUAACCAAUGAAGGUGACCAGAUGUGAAGGCAUAUCUAUGACUACUUCUCUGUCCCUUGGGUGGAUAAGACUUAGUUGGAAUCCAACUAAAGAUUUGGGCUGGUCUCUCCAUCUUAACGUUGAUGGGAUUCAGGACACAUAACCCCAAAAUAUUGCACCAUGAUAUUUGAGAAAACUGCAGAAGCAAGGUUUCUCAUACCUUCUUCUUACCCCUUCUCCCCUGAAGCAGGCCAUAAAACCUAAGUGACUGUCCCCUGAAGUAGAUCAUAAAACCUUCAUUCCAUAGGUACCCUAUAUCCUCACAGAUACAGAGACACCAAGAAGAAUCUGGACAAAUAGGACUUGCUAAGUUCUCCAGUUUAUUACCAUUAGAUUAUGUCCUUUUGUCCUCUGAUUAUACUUCUGCAUGAGACUGUAAGUUUUCCUGUUUCUUUUGUGUCUUCAUUUCUGAAGAUUCCUGUAAUGUAAAACUUACGGUAAAUAAAUUUGUGUGCUUUUCUCAAU
This is a messenger RNA of Piliocolobus tephrosceles (Ugandan red Colobus), 3883 nucleotides long. RefSeq names its product RAB, member of RAS oncogene family like 3 (gene RABL3). The coding region runs from base 47 to 757 and encodes 236 amino acids. The transcript is spliced from 8 exons. The record is from RefSeq and is a predicted model, not a curated record. Lineage: Eukaryota; Metazoa; Chordata; Mammalia; Primates; Cercopithecidae.